Procambarus clarkii (red swamp crayfish) is the source of this 6561-nucleotide messenger RNA. The record is from RefSeq and is a predicted model, not a curated record. NCBI's taxonomy places the organism in Eukaryota, Metazoa, Arthropoda, Malacostraca, Decapoda, Cambaridae.
AUUAGAUGUCGAGAUAGUUGCGAUUGUUAGAAAUCCCCAGUAUCAGUGGUGAUAAGAUAUCAAGACUUAAGUACCGCUGUGGGUGCUCUCUCAUCUCUCAUUCCCACGCAGCUUCAUCAGACAACAACUACGAGACUGUGUCAUACACAUUCACAAGGUUACAUAACUGGCGAAGAAUCUGACUAGAUGAAGCCAGCAGAGAGGAGUGACACGGCUGCCCCCGCAGUCUCCAUCAGCAAGGAUGGCUGUCACGUUAGCCGAGGCGGUGCAGUAGUGUUGGGAUUCCUCUUCGUCACCGCCACGGUGGCCACAGGCCUCCUGGCAUACCACUUCUCUCCGGGGACGACGACGGUGCCUGAGCCCGCGGCCUCAGACUCUGAAGUGCCAUUGAGAAGCAGCUAUCCCCGGCAGGCGUCUGUGGUUGCACAAGGCAGCGAGGAAGUUGAUAUUAGACUACCCACGGCCCUCAAGCCUCUCCACUAUGUCGUCAAACUUCAACCUUUCAUCAAUGGCAACUUCAGCAUUGUUGGAUAUGUGGAGAUUGAGAUAGAAGUCCUUGAGCCGACCUCCAACAUCACCCUCCAUAUUCUUGACAUAAUAACCAAGAAUGAGACCAUCAAGGUAGUGCCAUCCGACGACGUGAAUGGCACUGGUAUAGAAGUGCAGCAGAACCUCUACGACAAUGACCGCCAGUUCUACACCGGGGUGCUGGCGGAGGAGCUGGAGGUGGGCAGGAACUACAUCCUCUCCAUGCAGUUCCUCGGCUACCUCAAUGAUGAGCUCAGAGGCUUCUACAGGUCUACCUACACCGACCUAGAUGGCAACGCAAGGUUGCUGGCCUCGACUCAAUUCGAGGCGACGGACGCCAGGAGAGCCUUCCCGUGUUUCGACGAACCCGCCAUGAAAGCUACCUUUGAGAUCUUCCUCGCCCGAGAGGCUUCCAUGUCCUCAAUAUCAAACAUGCCGAAAUAUGAAACCUUCCCUGUCGAGGGCCAGGAGGGGUGGGAGUGGGACCACUUCAACACCAGCGUGCCAAUGUCCACCUACCUCGUCGCCUUCGUCGUCUCUGACUUCGUGCACGCCGACUCUAAUGUCAAUGAUCACGUUCUCUUCAGAGUUUGGGCUCGUGAAGCUGCCCUACAGCAGGCAGCCUACGCCCUCCAGACUGGCCCAGAAGUCCUCACCUUCUACGAGGAAUAUUUCAGCAUCCUAUUCCCUCUCCCCAAGCAAGACAUGAUCGCUAUUCCUGACUUCUCAGCCGGAGCCAUGGAGAACUGGGGACUCAUAACCUACAGAGAGGAGGACUUCCUAUACGACCCAGCAGUAUCGCCGGCGUCCAGCAGGCAGAGGGUAGCCAUAGUGGUGGCACACGAGCUGGCGCAUCAGUGGUUCGGUAACCUCGUCACUCCCGUGUGGUGGACCGACAUUUGGCUCAACGAAGGUUUCGCCACCUUCAUGGAGUACACUGGCACUGAUCAUAUUGAACCCUCCUGGAAGAUGUGGGAGCAGUUUGUGAGUGAUGUUGUCCAAACUGUGUUGGAGCUAGACAGUCUGGAGUCCUCCCACCCCAUCAGCAUCCCUGUUGGAAGACCCGAAGAGAUUAAUCAAAUUUUUGAUGACAUUUCCUAUUCCAAAGGUUCAGCUGUCAUUCGCAUGAUGAACUACUUCCUGACUGAGACGACCUUCAGGAAGGGCAUCACCAACUACCUCAAUGGCCAGGCGUAUUCCAACGCUGAACAAGAUGACUUGUGGCGGUACCUGACGGAGGCUGCUCAUGAAGACGGCACACUGCCCCCAGACACAACAGUCAAGAUGAUCAUGGACACGUGGACGCUGCAGAUGGGUUACCCCGUCAUCAAUGUACAGAGGAGUGCAGACGGCACCGUAGCAACCAUCACACAGGAACGAUUUUUGCUGGUGAAGAGCGCAAACUCGUCGGACACUCACGACUACAAGUGGUGGGUUCCCCUAACAUUCACUACUCAGGAUGACCCAAAUUUUAACAACUCACAAGCCAUGGUGUGGUGGAUGAAGGAUUCUGAGCCAGAGAUAACAAUCUCUUCACUGCCCGGGAAGGACCAGUGGGUUAUCUUCAACUUACAGGAGACAGGUUAUUACAGAGUGAACUAUGACGAGGACAACUGGAACUUGCUCAUCCAGCAGCUCAACACCGACCACCAGGUCAUCCAUGUGAUAAACCGCGCUCAGAUCAUCGACGACGCCAUGGACCUCGCCCAUGCUGGUCAGCUGUCAUACAACAUCACCAUAAUAGUUACUGUCAUGUUCCUGCCAGGUCAGCUGUCAUACAACACCACCAUAAUAGUUACUGUCAUGUUCCUGCCAGGUCAGCUGUCAUACAACAUCACCAUAAUAGUUACUGUCAUGUUCCUGCCAGGUCAGCUGUCAUACAACAUCACCAUAAUAGUUACUGUCAUGUUCCUGCCAGGUCAGCUGUCAUACAACACCGCCCUGAGCGUGAAUGGGUACUUGAAGGCUGAGACGGAGUAUAUUGCCUGGAACACAGCCAUGAACAACUUGGCCUACCUGGAGGUGAUGUUCACUCGCACAGGAGGGUAUGGAGCUCUCAAGAGGUACUUGCUGUCCCUGUUGACUCCGCUGUACGACGCUGUGGGCUUCGACGACAACAGGAGUGACCCUCAACUGGAUCAGUACAAGCGGGUGCUGGCCUUGUCGGGCGCCUGUAGCCUCGAGUACCAAGACUGUGUCGACAACUCCGUCUCCCUCUUCCAGGAGUGGAUGCUCAACCCAAGUAACAACAGCAUAGUGUCGGCCAACCUGAAGGGCACAGUGUACUGCACCGCUAUUGCUGCUGGUGGAGAGGAGGAGUGGAACUUUGCCUGGGGCCAGUACCUGGCCUCCAACCUGGGCUCUGACAAGGCCACGCUCCUCUCUGCCCUGGGAUGUACCAAGCAGAUCUGGAUCCUCUCCAGGUACCUGGACAUGGCCUUCACUGAUGGAAGCGGCAUCAGGAGGCAGGACGCCGCGGCUGCCUUCAGCUCCGUCUCCAGGAACGACAUUGGGCGCGACCUGGCCUGGAACUACCUAAGGGACCAGUGGCAAAAGAUAUCUAAUUACUUAGUUUCCUUCACCGCCUUGGGUGACCUGAUCCUAACAGCCACCAACGAGUUCAACACCAAUGAGGAGAUGCACGAGUUGGAGUUGUUCAAGGAGGAACACGCUGAUGACCUAGAUACCGCGGCUCGAGCAAUUGAUCAAGCAAUUGAAAGAACAGCCAACAACAUCGCCUGGAUGAGCAAUAACUAUGACGUGAUCGUCCAGUGGUUGGAUGACCAGGGCUUCUCCUCCCAGCUGGCCCGUCGACCACCACCUCCCGCUCUAAAUUUCUUUGAACUCCUCCUCCGACGGGCAGGCACCGAGGAUGCAGCGGGCAUUCCCCCUCUGGACUGCCACACCGAAAAGCUGGACAAUAUGAAGCCAUUGAGAAGCAGCUAUCCCCGGCAGGCGUCUGUGGUCGCACAAGGCAGCGAGGAAGUUGAUAUUAGACUACCCACGGCCCUCAAGCCUCUCCACUAUGUCGUCAAACUUCAACCUUUCAUCAAUGGCAACUUCAGCAUUGUUGGAUAUGUGGAGAUUGAGAUGGAAGUCCUUGAGCCGACCUCAAACAUCACCCUCCAUAUUCUUGACAUAAUAACCAAGAAUGAGACCAUCAAGGUGGUGCCAUCCGACGACGUGAAUGGCACUGGUAUAGAAGUGCAGCAGAACCUCUACGACAAUGACCGCCAGUUCUACACCGGGGUGCUGGCGGAGGAGCUGGAGGUGGGCAGGAACUACAUCCUCUCCAUGCAGUUCCUCGGCUACCUCAAUGAUGAGCUCGUAGGGUUUUACAGGUCCACCUACACGGACGAAGACGGGAACACAAGGUUGCUAGCGUCGACUCAGUUCGAGUCGACGGACGCCAGGAGAGCCUUCCCGUGUUUCGACGAACCCGCCAUGAAAGCUACCUUUGAGAUCUUCCUCGCCAGAGAGGCUUCCAUGUCCUCAAUAUCAAACAUGCCGAAAUAUGAAACCUUCCCUGUCGAGGGCCAGGAGGGGUGGGAGUGGGACCACUUCAACACCAGCGUGCCAAUGUCCACCUACCUCGUCGCCUUCGUCGUCUCUGACUUCGCACAUGUCGACUCAAAUUUUAACGAUCACGUUCUCUUCAGAGUUUGGGCUCGCGAAGCUGCCAUAGAGCAGGCAGACUACGCCAUCAACACCGGACCAGAAGUCCUCACUUUCUACGAGGAAUAUUUCAGCAUCCCAUUCCCUCUCCCCAAGCAAGACAUGUGCGCCAUUCCUGCCUUCACAGGAGGCGCCAUGGAGAACUGGGGACUUAUCAUCUACAGUGAGUCGUCGUUGCUGUUCGACCCAGCAGUGUCCUCGGCUCACGACCAGCAGCAGGUGGUGGUCGUGAUCUCACACGAGCUGGCCCACCAGUGGUUCGGCAACCUGGUCACCCCUGACUGGUGGACUGACCUCUGGCUCAAUGAAGGGUUCGCCUCGUUCAUGGAAAAUGUUGGCACCAAUCACAUUGAGCCGUCCUGGAGGAUGUGGGAUCAGUUUGUGUCAAAUGAUCUUCAAGACGUGCUUGAGCUGGACAGUCUUGAGUCCUCCCACCCCAUCAGCAUCCCCGUUGGAAGUCCUUCUGAGAUUGAUCAAAUUUUUGACGACAUCUCUUACUCUAAAGGUUCAUCUGUUAUUCGCAUGAUGUACAACUUCCUGACGGAGUCGACCUUCAGGAAGGGCAUCACCAACUACCUCAAUGGCCAGAAGUAUUCCAACGCUGAACAAGAUGACUUGUGGCGGUACCUGACAGAGGCUGCUCAUGAAGACGGCACACUGCCCCCAGACACAACAGUCAAGAUGAUCAUGGACACGUGGACGCUGCAGAUGGGCUACCCUGUCAUCGAGGUGGUGAGGAGUGCAGACGGCACCUCGGCAACCCUCACUCAGGAAAGGUUUUUGCUGGUGAAGAGCGCGAACUCUUCGGACACACACGACUACAAGUGGUGGGUCCCACUAACAUACACUAGUCAGGAUGACCCAAAUUUUAACAACACACAAGCCAUGGAGUGGAUGAAAGAUUCUGAGCCAGAGAUAACAAUCUCUUCACUGCCCGGCAAGGACCAGUGGGUUAUCUUCAACUUACAGGAGACAGGUUAUUACAGAGUGAACUAUGACGAGGACAACUGGAACUUGCUCAUCCAGCAGCUCAACACCGACCACCAGGUCAUCCAUGUGAUAAACCGCGCUCAGAUCAUCGACGACGCCAUGGACCUCGCUCACGCUGGUCAGCUGUCAUACAACACCGCCCUGAGCGUGAAUGGAUACUUGAAGGCGGAGACGGAGUACAUUGCCUGGAACACAGCCAUAAACAACUUGGCCUACCUGGAGAUGAUGUUCACUCGCACAGGAGGGUAUGGAGCUCUCAAGAGGUACUUGCUGUCCCUGUUGACUCCGCUGUACGACGCAGUAGGCUUCGACGACAACAGGAGUGACCCUCAACUGGAUCAGUACAAGCGGGUGCUGGCCUUGUCGGGCGCCUGUAGCCUCGAGUACCAAGACUGUGUCGACAACUCCGUCUCCCUCUUCCAGGAGUGGAUGCUCAACCCAACUAAUAACAGCAUAGUAUCGGCCAACCUGAAGGGCACAGUGUACUGCACCGCUAUUGCUGCUGGUGGAGAGGAGGAGUGGAACUUUGCCUGGGGCCAGUACCUGGCCUCCAACCUGGGCUCUGACAAGGCCACGCUCCUCUCUGCCCUGGGAUGUACCAAGCAGAUCUGGAUCCUCUCCAGGUACCUGGACAUGGCCUUCAGCGCUGACAGCGGCAUACUGAAGCGAGACGCUCCCUCUGUCUUCCGCUCCAUUGCCAGCAACGACGUUGGACGCGACUUGGCCUGGAGCUACCUCAGGGACCAGUUCGAACACAUUCUUGAUUACAUCGGUGUGGUGUCCAAGGUUGGUGACCUGGUUGUUGCAGCCACCAACGAGUUCAACACUAACGAGGAGAAGCACGAGCUGGAGUUGUUCAGAGAGGAACACGGAGAGGAGCUGGGAGGCGCUGUUCAAGCAGUUGAUCAAGCGAUUGAAAAUACAGCCAACAACAUCGCCUGGAUGGACUACAACUAUGACGUCAUCGUCCAGUGGUUGGAAGACCAGGGCUUCUCCUCCCAGUUCGGUCGUUAGCCCACCGAACGACCGUACUAUCUUGUGAUAAGAGUUCCAGUUAACUUGGCAUGCUAGUACCUGGAACUAUGUCUACGGGUGAUAAGGCUUUACAGAUAAUUGUUUAUAUCUGCACUUACACGUGAAUUUAUACGCGCGCUCCUGCAGGCGCGCUCAUGUGUGUAUAGGAAAUUAAUUUUCAUUUGUAUUUUCAUGGUAUUGAUGCAACUUUUUUUUAAUAAACACAAUAUCCUGGCCAUGUCUGAAAAUAGUAUGCGUUAAUCACCUAAUUAAUAACAAUAUUGAUUGUAAUUAAAAUAGGAAAAUUACUUUUUCUAGUAAUUAUAAAAUACUGCAUAAUAAACAAUAUAUUGA